This is a messenger RNA of Panicum hallii, 3473 nucleotides long. RefSeq lists its product as uncharacterized. Gene Ontology annotation, molecular function: GTPase activator activity. The coding region runs from base 394 to 2859 and encodes 821 amino acids. The record is from RefSeq and is a predicted model, not a curated record. Lineage: Eukaryota; Viridiplantae; Streptophyta; Magnoliopsida; Poales; Poaceae. Gene Ontology annotation, biological process: activation of GTPase activity. The transcript has 6 exons.
AGAAAAAGCAAGAUAAUAAGAGAGAGAGGAGGAGAGAGAGAGCGAGACACCCUUCCCUAGUUCCCUUCCUGUUGCUCCGUGGCCCUGCCUGCUCACCCACCCUGCCUGGCAGCCAAAUCAUCCACCCCCCAACAAACCUAGAACGCCAUUCUCGCGAGCACAGAAGAGGGGAGGAAAAAUCAUCUCCUUCAACCUCUCGCCUCUCCUCCACCAAAAUCCUCCAAAAUCCCGAUCUUUAUUCCAGAAAAGAUCCUCCUUUUCUGGGUCGAUACAGAUACACGCAGCUAUUUAUAGCGUUUGGUCUCGUGGAUACGCUCGUUCUUGGGCUUCCCUGCGGGGCUGUUACUUUGAGGGAGUCAAAUUCGCCUGUGGCUGAAGGGGGGCGCCGGGCGCAUGGCGGAGGAGGAGAGGCGGCGGUUCGCGAAUCUGCGAAGCGUCCGGUGGCGGGUCAAUCUCGGCAUCCUGCCGGCGUCGCCUGAGGCCUCCGUCGACGAGCUCCGGCGCGCGGCCGCCGAUUCGCGGAGGAGAUAUGUUAGUUUGAAGCGCCGCCUUAUGGUAGACCCACAUCUUCCAAAGGAAGAGGACAGAUCAUCCAACCUCGUCGUUGACAACCCGCUCUCUCAGAAUCCAGAUAGCAGCUGGGGCCGUUUUUUUAGAGGGGCUGAGUUGGAGAAGACUGUUGACCAAGACUUGUCCCGAUUGUAUCCAGAAGAUGGUAGUUACUUCCAAACGCCCAAUUGCCAGUCCAUGCUGAGAAGAAUACUGUUAAUGUGGUGCCUUCAGCACCCGGAGUGUGGAUAUCGCCAAGGAAUGCAUGAACUACUAGCUCCUCUAGUGUAUGUUCUUCAAGUUGACAUUGAUAAGCUGUCUCAAGUACGGAAGCUCCAUGAGGACUGUUUCAAUGAUGAUUUUGAUGGAGUGCCUUUCCCAGAUACCGAUAUGGUUUUCAGUUAUAAACCAAGAAAGGACUCAAAAUGGCAUUCUAGAGAUGACAAUGGCAAUGAUUCUGAAAGAGCUUCCAAAGUUAACAGUCUUGAUGAGCUUGACAUGGAUACAAAAGAAAUAAUUUUACUUAGUGAUGCGUAUGGGGCUGAGGGUGAACUAGGUGUUGUCUUAUCUGAAAGGUUCAUGGAACAUGAUGCCUAUUCAAUAUUUGAUGGUUUGAUGGAUGGAGGUAGCGGAGUGGUUCGCAUGGCGGAGUUUUUCUCAGCAUCCAAGGUUGGAUCUAGCUCAAGCCUUCCACCUGUUAUUGAAGCCUCAUCAUCUUUGUUUUAUUUGCUUUCCAUUGUUGAGCCAUCUCUUCAUAGCCAUUUCAUUGAACUAGAUGUGGAACCACAAUAUUUUGCUCUUCGUUGGCUGCGGGUCUUGUUUGGACGAGAGUUCUGCCUCAACGAUCUUUUAGUCGUGUGGGAUGAAGUUUUUGCUUGUUCCAAUGAUAUGCUGCUUAGAGAAAAUGAAGAAUACAACUUCAAGAUCUUGUGCUCAUCUAGAGGGGCAUUCAUUGCAGCCAUGGCAGUCUCUAUGAUUCUUCACCUUAGAUCAUCUUUGUUGGCUACUGAAAUCAAUACAUCAUGUCUUCAGAGAUUACUGAACUUUCCAAACAAUGUUGACGUGCAUAAGCUAAUCGAGAAAGCCAAAUCUCUGCAGUCCAUUGCUAUUGAUGCAAACACGACAUCUCCAUCUUUCCUAUCAAAGAAGGAUAGCUAUGAUUAUGAUAGGGUUUACAGUAAUCUUGCUACUUCAACUCCUCCAAGGACCCCAUUGCAUCCAUUAUCUGAGAGUUACUGGGAAGAGCAGUGGAGAAACCUGCAUAAGGAUGGAGCAGCUCCCAAGGAGAUUGAAAAGGUUCAAUCCUACAAGAGGUCACUAAGGAAAUCUUUGAGCCAGAGGCUUGGUUUAUCUAGGACAGAGUCGGAUCCUUCUCCAGUUAAGGUAGUCAGUGAGAAGAAUGACACCAAGAGUUCAGUGAGACGUUGUCUUUUGAAUUCCUAUUCAGACUGUGAAGUUGCUGGAAAAAUUCAGCAUGAUGAAUUCCCUAUCAUCUCAAUUCAUAAGGAGCCUGCUGCAAGUGCUGAAAGGCCUUCACAUCUAAAGGUAAAGCCAGCAAGUGAGAUUUUAACAGUAAGUCAAUCAAGUGUGACAAAUGUCAAUCCUCUUAUUGACUCACAGUCAAAAUCUGCUGAUGAGAGUUCAACAAAAAGAGUAGAAACUUGUUCAAGUGGUGAGAGUUCUCCUGUAUUUUAUGCGGCCACUGCUGGUAAUGAGCCUGAGAAUUGUCCUGACAAUGAUUCUGAGAGAAGUAGCAUCACUUCAAAUUCGUGUGCUGGUGAUGAUGAUAGGGAUGAAGUUUUGCAAGACGAGUCAUUCAGUGGUAGCUGCGAGAACAAAGCCGCCUUAGAAGCAAAGACAUCUGAAAAAAAUGCAGAUCCUGUUGGACCAUCUGAGAGAAGUGCGGUAUCAAAUGAAAGAAAGCCGUUCAUAAAUAAGCUACAAUGGUUCUUGAGGUUUGGCAGACCUUCAGGUGAAGGCAAUGUGGAGAAGGGCAGUGUUGAGGCAUCGGAUGAUAAACAUGGUGUUGUUCCUCCCAGCGCUUCCCCUCCUGAUGUGAGUUUAGAUAACUCCCGUGGUGGCGUAAACUUAGCUUCUGGUGAUAAAAAGGUCAUGGGCACCCUCAAGAACAUUGGACAGAACAUGCUUGAAAAUAUACAGGUGAUCGAAUCAGCGUUCCAGCAAGAGCGUGGCCAGCCUAGCGCCAUGGAGAACUUCUCAAACAACAUCCUGGGAGGCAAAGGGCAGGUGACGGCCAUGGCAGCCCUGACCGAGCUCCGCAAGAUCAGCAACCUGCUCCGCGAGAUGUAAUGUAACCACCACGUCCAAGGCGCACGCCCCCAUUCUUUCCCGAUUCAUUAGAAAAGCAUCAGGUCUUUGGAUACCCACCCCACCCCCGCCCAGGUGCGCUGCUUUCUGUUGCCAGUGUGUGUUUCUGAAGGUAUCAUCAAUCAUGUCAGAAUUCAGCGGGUCUGAUGAGUUCCCAGCUCCGAUCUGAUCCACGCCGCAGCAGCCGUCGAAGCCGCUGGAGAUCUUGGUGUUGGGUUAGCCGUGGCGGCCUCCUUGCUGGCUUGUCACGCAUGAUUUGCGUGUGCUGCAUUAGGGGAAGGAGGAAGACUGACGGGUUGGGUCGAGUUGACGCCGUGCUAAUCAAGGAGAAAGGAUUUUGGCUGCUCGUUCGUGUACGCCUCUUGGACACAGGCGGCAGCUGCUGUGGAGCUGUGCUGAACAAUCAUUUCCGUGGGGCUCGUUUUCCGUCGUCGUUGUUGUCUGAACUCUGAAGGAGACGGCAUUGAUCGAGACAGGUUGGGUCUCAGCUACUUGUUGGGUUAUUAAUCUCCUGCCCAAGAGGGUUGGGAGGAUAAAAUCCCUUGCCGGUUGAGAAAUGAGAAUGCACGGGGGCAGCGACAUCCUUUUGCUGUAAA